Messenger RNA from Exophiala oligosperma, 345 nucleotides. RefSeq lists its product as uncharacterized. The record is from RefSeq and is a predicted model, not a curated record. Bases 1 to 345 code for a protein of 114 amino acids. The transcript has a single exon. Lineage: Eukaryota; Fungi; Ascomycota; Eurotiomycetes; Chaetothyriales; Herpotrichiellaceae.
AUGUCCGAACGGGUGUGCCCAGAAGGUGAACUGCGAGUUGCCCUUCGCUAUCAGACCCUCGACGUACCCACGCAACCCACCGAGCGUGCCAAAAAGGUCGCAAAUGACUUUGCAAUUCGUCACCUGGGGAGGCCGUUCACUUAUACCACCGACUUCAUACACCUUCCCUCCGACUUCGACACCUCGGAGCGCAAGAACGUAUGGGUUCUCUGUGACUUCAACAUCCGACGGCGGCUCGACCGAGUCGAAGAGGUCCCUCUGCAAAGUUGGAAAGUGACAUACAAGGCCGCGCGACAGCCGGGGCCCCUUCCUCGCGCCAUCUCGUCGAACCUGAAGGAAGACUAA